Molecule: messenger RNA, 1072 nt
Organism: Varanus komodoensis (Komodo dragon)
Lineage: Eukaryota; Metazoa; Chordata; Lepidosauria; Squamata; Varanidae
Gene: PAQR8
Product: progestin and adipoQ receptor family member 8
Exons: 1
Coding region: 1-1062 (353 amino acids)
Biological process (GO): response to steroid hormone
Cellular component (GO): plasma membrane
Molecular function (GO): steroid binding; nuclear steroid receptor activity
Source: RefSeq, a predicted model, not a curated record
AUGAUGACGGCCAUCUUAGAGCGGCUCAGCACCUUGUCCAUCAGUGGACAGCAACUCCGCCGACUCCCUAAGCUCCUAGAAGAUGGCUUCCCCAAGAUGCCUUCUACAGUCAAAGAAUCUGAUGUGCCCCAGCUUUUUCGGGAGCCAUAUAUCCAAGCUGGGUAUCGCCCCACUGGUCAAGGCUGGCGUUACUAUUUCCUCAGUCUCUUCCAAAAGCACAAUGAGGUUGUUAAUGUCUGGACCCACCUGCUGGCAGCCUUGGCUGUGCUGCUGAGAUUCAACAUUUUUGCUGAGGCAGAAGAGCUGUCUUUGGAGGUACAAACUUUGCCUCUCUUCAUCUUUGUUCUCUCCUCUGUAACGUAUCUAACCUGCAGCCUCUUGGCGCACCUCUUACAGUCCAAGUCAGAGAUGUCACACUAUACCUUCUACUUUGUGGACUACGUUGGGGUCAGCAUAUACCAAUAUGGAAGCGCCCUGGCCCAUUUCUACUACAGCUCCGAUCAGGCCUGGUAUGACAAGUUUUGGCUGUUCUUCCUGCCCGCUGCUGCUUUCUGUGGGUGGCUGUCCUGUGCUGGCUGCUGCUAUGCCAAAUACCGUUAUCGGCGCCCUUACCCCAUCAUGAGGAAAGUAUGCCAGGUGAUCCCAGCAGGGCUGGCGUUCAUUCUGGAUAUCAGUCCUGUGGCACAUCGUGUGAUCAUGUGCCACCUCGAAGGCUGUGAGGAGAUGGCUGCUUGGUACCACACCUUUCAGAUACUUUUCUUCCUAGUCAGUGCAUAUUUCUUCUCCUGCCCAGUCCCCGAGAAAUAUUUCCCAGGUUCCUGUGAUAUCGUUGGCCACGCCCACCAGAUAUUCCAUACCUUCCUGGCCAUCUGCACCCUCUCGCAAUUGGAAGCCAUCUUCCUGGAUUAUAAGAACAGGCAAGAUAUUUUCCUCAAGCGGCAUGGAUCCCUCUCCAUCAUCCUGUCUUGUGUCUCCUUCUUUGGCUUAGUGGCAUGCAGCGCUGUCACUGCACACCUCUUACAGCGCAAGAUCAAGGUGGAGCUGAGUAUAAAGGAAUCCUGAGAGACUGACA